UAGUGGAGCCGGAGCGGGGCGGAGCGGCGCUCCGGCACUUUUUCAAUCCAUGUUUUUCAAUUGCAAAUGUUCACAUUUAUAAAUACAUAUAUUUAAAAUAUUUUCGUGUUCGAAUUUUGUCUAAACACUUGUAGUAAGCAUUGCCUGCGGCUCUGUGCCAGCUGUGCGAAUUUGCGACAGACAGACAGCUAGCUAUACGUUUAAUAAAGACAAGCUGUCGGCUAAAACAUCAAGUAAUCUGAAAAACGAUGUCACCACAAUAAGCAGCACAGUUGCUGCUUUUGAUUGGUCCAUUAUUAUGCCAUUAAAAUAUGCUGUCAUUCCAGUUUUUUUUUUUAGCAAAUCAAUUUUGAAAGUGAUGUUGCUGACAACCAAUCAGAGAAGGAGGCGGUUCGUUCCUUGGCCGUAACUGAGGUGAUGAUAUUAGUAACGGUAUUAAUAAUAAUAAAAAACAACUCGCAAAUCAAAAAUGUCUGGUCUCGGAGGUAGUAAACGAACUCGUCAAGAGACUUUGAUACAAUAUUUUGGCAAUAGUAGUAAAAAACAGAAGAUCGUUUGUUGUACGGCAGAAGCAGAACCUACAGUGGAACCAGAACCUACAGCAGUUGAAGAAAAAAGCGCGGAGAAACAGCCAUGGCCAAACAUCUGGAGUUCUGAGGUAUGGGAAGAAAAGAAACAACUUUACACUUUCCUUGACUGUGCGGAUGGUAAUCUGGGCUGUCGUGUUUGUAGACGUGUUUCUGCGCUGUCAGUUUUGAAAAGUCAGGGUGUUUCUCUGUCUUCUGAGUGGAAAAAUUACAGUGUUGGGUACAAUGGAAAAACUCGAGAGCAACAGCUACGAUCUUUGAGAAAAAAGAUAGCUGAACACAAGAAAUCCAGCGCUCAUAACAAGGCCACUGCAUUGUUACAGCAGAACACAGAGGACAUUAUUGGGAAAUGUGUUGACAGUGCAAAAAGGCGAGAUCACGAAACUACCUGUAAAAUAUUUUCUACUGCUUACUACCUUGCAAAACAAAAUCGACCCUAUUCUGAUCAUCAGGCCUUACUGGAACUGCAAGAAAUAAAUGGUGUUAAUGUGGGAACUGGUCUUCAUUCCAGAUACAGCGCCACUCAAAUUAUCAACCACGUUUCUGAUGAAAUGGUCAAAAAGGCCUGUGAGAGAAUAAUACACAUCGAUGGAAAAAUUGCUGUGUUAAUUGAUGAAUCAACAGCUCUGAAUGGUUCCCCAGCACUUAUUGUGCAUCUCAAAUGCGAGACAGACAAGACACGUGACCCUCACUUCAUGUUUUUGGAGUUAGUUGAACUUUUUGAUCAGUCAGCUGAGUCCAUAGUGUUAGCGCUUACUAAGUGUCUUCAAAAACACGGGUUUGACCAUGCAUACUUACAGAAGAAUCUUGUUGCAUUUGCAAGUGACGGUGCAAGUGUAAUGCUUGGGAAAAAAUCUGGUGUGGCAAAACGAAUUUCAGACAUGUACCCCAACAUUGUUGUCUGGCACUGUCUAAAUCACAGACUCGAACUUGCAGUUGCCGAUAGUGUUUCUGAGACUACUGGCAUGAACCAUUUUCAUUCUUUCAUGGACAAGCUAUACUCAGUCUACAGUAGAUCAGCACUAAAUCAGCAAGAACUCCGAAAUUGUGCGAAGGAACUGGAUGCUGUCUUGAGGAAAAUUGGUCGUGUACUGGAUGUGAGAUGGGUUUCCAGUUCGUUCAGGACUGUCUCCGCUGUGUGGGAAAGUUUUGAAGUUCUGUCGACUCAUUUUAAAGCUGCCGUAAGCUCUAAGCGGACUUCUGCUGAAAGAGCGACAUACAGCGGUCUACUGAAAAGGCUGUGCUCGCCAGAAUUUCUCAUUGACCUCGGAGUUAUGUACGAUGCCUUAUACGAACUUUCACUGCUGUCAGAGAUUCUCCAGAAACGGACUACUACAUUGGUUUAUGCAGAUAAAAUGGCACGUAGAACAGUAAGGAUUUUUGAAUCCAUGAAUGAGAAUGUAGGUACAAAGACUCUUGAAGCGCAGAUAGCUGCCAUGGAAGGAACAUUUAAAUCUACAGUGCUGACGUCGAAUCCCAAACAUGUAAAAAUAAAUCAUAAACAAUUCCUUACCAAACUCGCCAAUCAUAUGAAAGAACGACUUUUUACAACCACUGCAUCAAAUGAGAAGGCUUCUUCCGAGGUGAAUUGCCAAAAAUAUGAAAGUCUUCUUUCUGAGCUCUUGGUCCUGGAUCCACACCACUGGCCUGCAGAACUACCCCAGGGUUAUGGCGAAAAUGAAGUUGAAAGAUUGUGUCGGCGCUUUCAGCUAAAUGAACGUAUUAUCAAAAAUGCAUUUCGAGAUUUUAAGGAGAACAACGGAAGAAUUCCAGAUGAUUUAGCUCCACUUAUUAACUGCACACGUGUGAUCCCGUGCAGUACUGCUGAAUGUGAAAGGGGAUUCAGCCAAAUGAACUUAAUUAUAACUGAUCAGCGUUCCAAAAUUUUAAUCAAACAUGCUUCAGCCUUAAUGUUUAUCAAGCUUCAUGGACCCCCUUUGAGACAGUGGAAUCCAAGCCCUUAUGUGACCACUUGGUUGCGACACAAUCAUCGAUCCGCAGAUGACAGCCGUACACGGGUGGCAGCUCCAAUUUCCAGCGACUCCCCUGACGCUCUGUGGCAGUUCCUAUAGUUGACUAAAAACAACCUGUGAUUGGUAAGUGCAACUUUUAAUUUUCUAUAGAGAGGGGAGAUUUUACAGAAAUUUGUUAAGUAAAAUAUGUGUUAUAUUAUUAUUAAAAAAACCCCGAUUAAAUCGCGUUAAAUGGAAAGUGGGCGUAACUGUUAAUACCUCGUUAACUAUUUAAUUGAUUCUCAUUGGGACCGCUCCGCUACUUUUUUUUUUACCACUACACCACUGGCUAGCACCUCAUGAAGUAUUAACGGGACGCCCAAUGCGGAUGCUGAACACACCUUUUCCUCAAAAUAGGCUCACCCUAAUGGGAUGUGAGGAUGAAAUGGUAAAAUACUGUGCUGCUCUUAACAAUGUUCUGAAGUCUAUUUUUCCCAGGGUAAAAGCUGCCCUACCCGAACCGAAGGAAGGGGCGCUCCACAAGCUCCUGCCAGGGGACUGGGUGAUCAUCAAAGACCUCCGCCGGAAGCAUUGGCAUCAACAACUCUGGACAGGUCCGUUCCAGGUGCUCCUGACAACGCAGACAGCGGUGAAAGUCGCUGAACGAUCAACGUGGGUCCACGCCAGCCAUUGCAGAAAAGUGCCCUAUAGCCCGAAGGGAGAUGUAUCGCCCCCUGGAACAACGUAGACGGCUCGGAUGGCCUUGGGACAGUCAGCUUUGGACCCCCAGAGUCCUGACUGUUAUUUUUCUUGGCAGCAUAUUAACUGUGUUUCUCAUCUGGCUCUUAACUGAACUUAAAGAUAAUAAAAAAGAGCCAGAUAUUACAAACCACAGCUACACUGAAAAUCGCACAGAACUCAGAACAAAAAGAACAUUGCACACAUGGAGUGCAGAACAUGAUCGAAAACAUGCGGACAAUGGUUGGUGGGCAAUGCUCAACCAUACUGUACGGAACACUUUGAACAUUACUGACACUGGUUUAUAUAUGGCGUAGUGUUAUUGUUGUUGUUUUUGCUUAUCAUAACCUGCGUGAAAAAGUUAUGUACUAAAACUGUUGACACUGUUUUAAACAUGCCCCUGCUUACUAAUGAUGACCAGUGUAAUGAUUCAAAUGAUGACCCUUUCAACAAAAUGGCAGAUGACCUGAUGAGUUAAGAUAGUGGGGAAAAUCUGCAAGCAGGAUACGUUGGGUCGUCACUUUAUUCAUAUUACACUACAUGUUAAACUUUGUAAAUCUCGCUUUAACUUGUACUAUUGUGUGUGUUUGAAUCCAUUUUCUGAAUAAGGUUGAGACAAA
Acipenser ruthenus (sterlet) is the source of this 3897-nucleotide messenger RNA. Its product is annotated as E3 SUMO-protein ligase KIAA1586-like. The transcript is spliced from 2 exons. The record is from RefSeq and is a predicted model, not a curated record. Bases 470 to 2659 code for a protein of 729 amino acids. NCBI's taxonomy places the organism in Eukaryota, Metazoa, Chordata, Actinopteri, Acipenseriformes, Acipenseridae. Gene Ontology annotation, molecular function: protein dimerization activity.